Molecule: messenger RNA, 396 nt
Organism: Prunus armeniaca (apricot)
Lineage: Eukaryota; Viridiplantae; Streptophyta; Magnoliopsida; Rosales; Rosaceae
Source: the annotation of a GenBank genome assembly
AUGGCGAAGCCGGUGUCCACCGCCACCUCAUCCAUUGUCCAAACCCUAAAGCGGUACCUGAAGAAACCGUGGGAGAUAACGGGUCCAUGCGCGGACCCGGAGUACAAGCUCGCCGUACCCGGCGCGCUCGAGUACCGGCUCGAAUGCCCGGCUUCGACCCAGGUCAAGGCCUGCGUGCCCACAUCCAACCCGGAAACCGUAUACGAUAUCAAGUACUACGCCCGGGACCAGAGGCGCAAUCGGCCCCCCAUUAGACGCACCGUUUUGAAGAAGGCUGAUGUCGAGAAGCUAAUGAAGGAGAAGAAGACCUUCGACGUCUCAGAUUUCCCUCCGGUUUACUUGACCGAUGUUAUUGAAGAAGACUGCAACGCCCGAGGCGGAGGCUACCAGAAAUGA